Molecule: messenger RNA, 3368 nt
Organism: Ciona intestinalis (vase tunicate)
Lineage: Eukaryota; Metazoa; Chordata; Ascidiacea; Phlebobranchia; Cionidae
Source: RefSeq, a predicted model, not a curated record
AGACCUACAAAUAAGCCUAAACCAACAUUUCCCCGUUUUGUAUCAACUGAUCCUUACAUUUUCCAAGUAAUACAUGGAUGGUAACAAUGGAGUCCAUUGGUGAAUAUGAAUACAACAAAGCUGACCAUAUCGGACAUGGAGCGUUUGCAUUGGUUUACAAAGGACGCCAUAAAGUUAAAAAGCACCAUGAAGUUGCAAUCAAAUGUAUUGACAAGAAAAAAGUUGGGCGUGCUCAAACUGUGCUAGAUAAAGAGAUUCGAAUAUUAAAAGAGUUACAGCAUGAAAAUAUUGUCCAGCUGUAUGAAUGCAAGGAAUCAUCCAGCAGUGUGUUCUUAGUAAUGGAGUAUUGCAAUGGUGGAGACUUGGCUGAAUACCUUCAAGCCAAGGGUACACUGAGUGAGGACACAAUUCGAAUGUUUCUGCAGCAAAUUGUCUCGGCAAUGGCUGCCAUUCACUCUAAGGGAAUUCUACACCGUGAUCUGAAACCACAGAACCUUCUUUUAUCACACAAAGUGCCCAACCCACGCCCCCAGGAUAUCACACUUAAAAUAGCUGAUUUUGGGUUUGCAAGAUAUCUACAAAGCAAUGCGAUGGCAGCAACGUUAUGUGGCUCCCCUAUGUAUAUGGCGCCAGAGGUGAUCACUUCUCAACAUUAUGACGCCAAAGCAGAUUUAUGGAGCAUUGGUACCAUUGUGUACCAGUGUUUGGUGGGCAAAGCUCCUUUCCAGGCAAGCACGCCACAAGAGCUACGAAAUUUUUACGAACGAAAUCGACAAAUGAUUCCUAAAAUUCCGUCUGGUACUUCACCAGCUUUAAAAGAUUUGUUGUUAAAACUACUACAGAAACGAAUACAAGACAGAAUUGGAUUUAAAAGCUUUUUUAAUCAUCCUUUCCUAGCUAUGGGUUCAAAGCAAAAAUCAUCUGCUCCAGUUCCUGUACCAACAAGACAAACAGCUUAUGAAACCAGCCCAAUAUCCAGUAACAACUCAGAUCCAAGAAGCAUAAUACCUCUAUCACCAAGGUUCAACCAUGGUGUUUCACCCAAUGAUGAUGGAUCCAUGCUAACAAUGUCGAUAGCAAGUUCACCAGAUUCAAGCAAAGGUUCAGAAGAUUUUGUCAUGGUGUCUCAUCUAGUAUCAUCAUCUGGUAGUUAUGGUGGUGAACCAAACAACAACAACCAUUCAACAAAAGAUCGGAAAUCUUCCCGAUCAAAAUUAUCGGGAAGUCCUCGAGGAGCAAGUUCCCCUAUCCUCUCAUAUGGAAGACGAAGAUCAAUCCAAUCUCCUCCUCUGUCCAGCUCUCCAGUGAUGAGGAGAGCAAACCAGGUCCGGAGGCAAUCUGGGACCUCCAUUUCUGGGCAAACAUCCCAGUUAGAGUCAUCAAAGAGCAAACCAACCUCCAAACCAUCAGCCAUGCCCAUCCCUGUGCCAACACAGGUGGAAAACUAUGAAAAAAUAGAGCGUCGAAACUCGCAAGCGAGCAUGGAAUCUCUUACUCAUCAUGCACGUAGUGGUAGCUCUCAUUCUCUCGAGAGUUCGUCUCCUUUUCAAACGGGGAUUUCCCCCUCUAGCAUAUCCCCCAAACUCGACCCCUCACCCACGCAGGGUCGUCACAUACGAAGGUUGUCGGGGGUCAGUCGAGCUGUUGAGUUCUCCACCAUCAUGGAAAACCCAACUGAUGAAAGCUGUAACUCAUCCAUUCCAAGCAACCAGAAGUCUGUCAUAUCAAACAGCAGUCCCAACUCUUCUUUAAGUAAAGCACAAACUGUUCCUGAUCUAGUGAGAUAUGGGAAACUUCAUCGAGAAAAUUCACUUCUCAGAUGUCAAAGUUCAGGAAAACUGUCAGAGCAAGUAAUGAGAAUGUUGUUCAACAGCAAACAAAAUGCUUUCUUUGGUUAUACCCCUGCUAACAGACUUGCAGUUUGUAGAUUAAGCAUGGACAAGCUCUCAAUACAAGCAGACACAAGUUCCAGCAUAACGCCUCCCAACUCACCUACUGACCAAACAGAGCUACGCAAAUACAACAACAACAAGAACUUGCUUUCCCAUGCAAGUAAACCAACCCUUACACAACAAGCCAAACAAUUUUUACCUUCAUCCCCAACUGAUGGUGCUAUAUUUUCAGUGGGCACUCCACCUAGAUUGUCGUCUAAUGUUGAUGGUGAUGAUAAUAAGUGGGUAGCUCAAUCUACACAACCUACAUCUAACUCUCAAGAGAAUAAGAAUUCACCAACUCGUGAAGAAAAGUCAAUUGCCACCUGCGGCUCUUCUUCGGAAAUAAACGAAGCUUUGUUGCAUUUCUAUUGCAAGUUAUCCGAUGCAAUAGAUGAUGUAGCAAGUGAACAUGCCCUACCACUCAACACACAACUAAUAGCUGGUGGCUUCCUAAGCAGAUCAACGGUGCAACGUCAGCAUGAAACCUUCUCAACUGAUCCACUGCAUAAUGUUACCAGUGAACAAAGACAAGUUGAGCAAGUUCUUCUGUACAUUAGAUCUCUCCAAAUACUUGCCACAGCAUUACAUACGGUUCGUAACAAAGUAAAAGCUGGUGAACUUCAACUUAAUGAAGAGAUGAGACAAUUAAUUGGUGAUUUGAACAAGAGAUACAAAGUUUCAUGCAAGAGAUGUCAAGAUGCAAAGUCUAAAUGUGACAUGACUUCCUUGACACAAAAAAGUUACAAGUCUGCUGAUAGGUUACUCUACUAUUAUGCAGUGCAUGACUGCCGAACAUCAGCAUUAGAUGAAAUGUUUGAGGGGAGCGUGGAGCGUUGCAUGAAGAGAUACAGACGAGCUCUUGUUUUGCUUGAAGGAAUCUCCCUGUCUGCUUCUGAUGCUCUUGAUAAACAACGUCUUGCCAAGUACAAAGCAAGUAUAGACCAUCGAUUACAGCAUUUAGAGAAACUGUGGUCGACCAAAGUAAACUCAUAACAACCCAACGUACCACUUGUAAAAAGUGAUUCUACCUUGGUCCCAUUUACCUCCUCUGCACUACAGAGUAGUCCGUAUUUGUUUAUAAUUAUUAUGUGACUUGUUUUGUAAAGGUGUUCACGUUCUUUUGCUAUUUGACUGUGCUCUGUCUGCUCAAGUGUUACUGCCUUUUCAGCCACGCAUAUGUGUUCCCUGGCUUUCUACUUCUGACAUACGUUUUUCACUUCAUAUGUUAAUUCCUCUUGGUGAUGGCACAUACUUGCCACUCUUACCAUGUAUAAACUGUGCAAUAGUGUAUGCGGGCUUUCCAGAACGUGUCAUGCUUACCAGUUAGACACAUGCUUAGUGGUUAAGACGAUGUACUAUUGCUUUUUUGUAGUUCACAUUGUACAAUUUUAGUUUGUAUGUCUUCACAAUGUAAUAAAUGGGCAUUAAAAAUAA